Messenger RNA from Gastrolobium bilobum, 2600 nucleotides. Its product is annotated as receptor protein kinase-like protein ZAR1. The coding region runs from base 7 to 2172 and encodes 721 amino acids. Lineage: Eukaryota; Viridiplantae; Streptophyta; Magnoliopsida; Fabales; Fabaceae. Gene Ontology annotation, biological process: protein phosphorylation. Gene Ontology annotation, molecular function: protein binding; protein kinase activity; ATP binding. The transcript is spliced from 2 exons. The record is from RefSeq and is a predicted model, not a curated record.
UUCUAAAUGAGCUUUACUUUCUUCCUUCUCUUCCUCCUCUUCUUCUUUCACCCUGUCGUUUCUCUUUCCUCCGACGGCCUUGCACUUCUAACUUUAAAAUCCGCCGUCGAUGGCGGCGGCGCCUCCGUGCUCUCCGACUGGAACGACGGAGACCCCACCCCGUGCCGGUGGUCCGGCAUUAGCUGCGCCAACAUCUCCGGCCUUCCGGAGCCCCGCGUCGUCGGAAUCGCCCUUUCCGGCAAGGGUCUCCGAGGCUACCUCCCGUCGGAGCUCGGCACUCUUCUCUACCUCCGCCGUCUCAACCUCCACACCAACGCCUUCCGCGGCUCCAUCCCCUCCCAGCUCUUCAACGCCACCGCACUUCACAGUAUCUUCCUCCACAGCAACAACCUCUCCGGCAACCUCCCUCCCUCCGUCUGCAACCUCCCCCGCCUCCAAAACCUCGACCUCUCCGACAACUCUCUCACCGGCGCCAUCCCUGAGUCAAUCAGAAACUGCUCGCAACUCCAGCGCCUGAUCCUCGCCCGGAACAAAUUCUCCGGCGAGAUUCCGGCGGCUCCGUGGCCGGACCUGCAGAGCCUAGUCCAGCUCGACCUGUCCGCUAACCUUCUAGAAGGUUCGAUCCCGGACCAAAUCGGCGAUCUGAGGUCCCUCGCCGGAAGCCUAAACCUCUCGUUCAAUCACCUAACCGGUAAGCUUCCCAAGUCUCUGGGGAAGUUACCAGUGACGGUUAGCUUCGAUCUCCGAAACAACGAUCUCAGCGGCGAGAUUCCUCAAACGGGGUCGUUUUCAAACCAGGGACCCACCGCGUUCCUCAACAACCCAAACCUAUGCGGGUUCCCUCUGCAAAAACAGUGCACCGGUUCAGCGCCGAGUGAACCGGGUGCGAGUCCCGGUUCGGUCCGUGGACACACGAACCGGUCCAAUAAAGGGCUUAGUCCCGGUUUGAUCGUUCUGAUAUCAGUGGCUGAUGCUGCUGGGGUGGCUUUGAUUGGUCUUGUGAUUGUGUAUGUUUAUUGGAAGAAUAAAGACAAAUCCAAUGGGUGUAGUUGCACUGGGAAAACCAAGCUUGGCGAUCUGAACAAUGAGAAAUCAAGGUUAUUUUGUUGUUGUUAUCGUUGUGGUUCUUCUUCUUUGGGAUGCAUGAAUGGGUUCAAGAGUGAUGAUUCUGAGGUGGAGGAAGGUGAGAAAGUAGAGGGUGGUGGGAGAGGAGGGGAAGGGGAUUUGGUGGCCAUUGAUAAAGGUUUCAACUUUGAGCUUGAUGAGCUAUUGAGGGCCUCUGCAUAUGUGUUGGGGAAGAGUGGGUUAGGGAUUGUGUAUAAGGUUGUGCUUGGGAAUGGGGUACCUGUGGCUGUGAGGAGAUUAGGUGAGGGUGGGGAUCAACAGAGAUACAAGGAGUUUGUUGCUGAAGUUCAAGCCAUUGGUAAAGUCAAGCACCCUAAUAUUGUGAGGUUGAGAGCUUAUUAUUGGGCUCCUGAUGAGAAGCUUUUGAUCAGUGAUUUCAUCUCCAAUGGCAAUUUGACCACUGCCCUUAGAGGAAGAAAUGGUCAACCAUCUCCGAAUCUUUCAUGGUCAACCAGGCUGAGAAUUGCCAAAGGAACAGCUAGGGGUUUGGCCUAUCUCCAUGAAUGCAGUCCAAGAAAAUUUGUUCAUGGUGACAUCAAACCCUCCAACAUCCUUCUUGACACAGACUUCCAACCCCUCGUUUCUGAUUUUGGUCUUAACCGACUGAUCAGCAUCACCGGGAACAACCCCUCCUCUGGUGGCUUUAUGGGUGGAGCUCUUCCUUACUUUAAGUCAUCACAAACAGAGAGAACUAACAACUAUAAAGCCCCAGAGGCUCGAGUUCCAGGUUGCAGACCCAAUCAGAAAUGGGAUGUAUAUUCAUUUGGAGUUGUAUUACUUGAAUUGCUUACUGGCAAGUCCCCAGAUUCUUCUCCUGCCGCAUCAACUUCUGUUGAAGUCCCUGACUUGGUGAGGUGGGUAAGCAAAGGGUUUGAACAAGAAAGCCCAUUAUCUGAAAUGGUUGAUCCAUCACUGCUCCAAGAAGUGCGUGCCAAGAAAGAGGUGCUAGCUGUGUUUCAUGUAGCACUAUCAUGCACGGAGGGAGACCCUGAGGUCCGGCCUAGGAUGAAAACUGUCUCUGAAAAUCUUGAAAGAAUUGGAACAUAAUAUCCUAAUGUUUACCAGCUAAAAGUAGUGAGCCUGAGACUGGAAUUUCCUUGAUACACAAGGAAGAUGCACUUCAGUCCCGUGAUGCAUUUUUGUGGUAGCAUUCUGAAGAUUUUCUUGUGAGGGCACCAAGAUGGUGUUGCAAGUCCUUCCCAUCUUGGACAAGGCCCUUAUACCCUUAACUUCUGUUUUGAAGUCAAAAGCAAUUUUUUUGACAGCUGUCAUCACCAUCACAGGUCUUAUCUCAUCUUUAUUCUUUUUUGGCGAAAUAUCAAGGAAGUUAGUAGAUAUAUUUAAAUUUUGUUCUGAUCUCGUUCCCUCCAGAGUCUGAUUACAAUAAUUUUACAAUAUGUUGAGUUAUUACUUGGGAUCGUGGAUUCAGAUGUAAGUGUAUAAUAAAAUGUUAUUAAUGACAACUCAGUUUCACA